This is a messenger RNA of Suillus clintonianus, 1146 nucleotides long. RefSeq lists its product as uncharacterized. The transcript is spliced from 4 exons. The record is from RefSeq and is a predicted model, not a curated record. Lineage: Eukaryota; Fungi; Basidiomycota; Agaricomycetes; Boletales; Suillaceae. The coding region runs from base 1 to 1146 and encodes 381 amino acids.
AUGGCUCUACUCCUCCAUUCUCUCAUUGCCGCUGGACAAGACAGUGUCAAAAUGGUGUGCACGGACUUGCUGGUUCGUCGUGUCCACCCAAUACUGGCUGCAUAUGUCACCGACUUCCCUGAGCAGUGUUUGGUCUCUUGCUGUAAGGAAAAUUGUUGUCCCAAGUGUCUAGUAGCAGCGAAUGAGCGAGGGGACAGAUUCGACUCAAUGAUGCGCGAUCCUGAGUCAACAAAAGAUAUUCUGGAAAGGCGCAAGAACGGUCAGCAUCCGCCUGAAUUUGAGGAGAAUGGUCUAUGUGCCAUUUAUAAACCAUUCUGGGCUGAUAUGCCUCACGCCAACAUUUUUCUGGCUUUCACCCUGGAUCUUUUGCAUCAACUCCAUAAAGGAGUGUUUAAGGAUCACCUCGUGAUCCCGGAUUACCCAGGACGUCACUUCAAGAAAGGGAUCUUGACUCUGCGAAUUCACACGACGGACACGCUCAAAGCCCUACAAACUGUGUUGGGAGUGUUUCACACUAAUAAAGAUGUGCUGAAGGAACUUGCCAUUCGAGAACAUUUCAAUAUACCAAAGCUACAUCAACUCAUGCAUUAUGUCCAGUCAAUCACAUUGUUCGGCACAGCUGAUGGCUUUAACACAGAGCUUCCUGAGCACUUGCACAUUUAUUUUGCAAAGGACGCUUACCGCGCUAGCAACAAACAUGACCAUGAAGAACAGAUGAUGUUGUGGCUUCAGCACCAGGAAGCAGUGUUCUUGCGUGGCACAUACCUGGAUUGGUUAUCGCAACAGCCUCUCUUGGCAGACUCAGAGUUGGAUUCUGAGUCAGAAGAAACAGUGGCCACAUCCUCAACGAGCCUUCAAGUAACCCAUAUCCUUGCAAAGGCUCCGGCAUAUCCUCACCAGACAAUUGAAAAGCUUGCGACAGCACAUGGUGCUGUCGAUUUUCUCCCCGCUCUGCAAACAUUCCUACACAAGAACCUCCCGCACACCACCAUCGUACCUGGUGUUCAAGACUGGUUUGAUGUUUAUCGUCAAGUGGUCAUCGUGUCGCCGCCUGAUCGACGGGUUGGUGAAGGACCAAAACAGUGGCACAUUAGAGCAAGGCCAGAAGUGGUAGUGUCGGGCCGCAAGCCUGUUUGCGCUGCUUGA